Messenger RNA from Lucilia cuprina (Australian sheep blowfly), 1034 nucleotides. It is a transcript of the gene Rab40, whose product is annotated as ras-related protein Rab-40C. The record is from RefSeq and is a predicted model, not a curated record. The transcript is spliced from 5 exons. NCBI's taxonomy places the organism in Eukaryota, Metazoa, Arthropoda, Insecta, Diptera, Calliphoridae. Gene Ontology annotation, cellular component: plasma membrane; endosome; synaptic vesicle. Gene Ontology annotation, molecular function: GTP binding; GTPase activity. Gene Ontology annotation, biological process: protein localization to plasma membrane; intracellular signal transduction. The coding region runs from base 17 to 727 and encodes 236 amino acids.
UUAAAUUUUAUAGUCAAUGAAUAAUAUGACGAAAGACUAUGAUUACUUGCUUAAAGUAUUAUUAGUAGGAGAUAGUGAUGUUGGAAAACAUGAAAUUUUAUCGGGAUUGGAAGAUGCAUCAUCAGAGAGUCCGUUUUGCAGUGGAAAUGCAUACAAAACAACAACAAUUCUUCUGGAAGGCAAAAGAGUAAAGCUUCAGUUGUGGGAUACAUCUGGCCAGGGACGAUUUUGUACUAUAAUUCGUUCUUACUCCAGGGGCGCACAAGGAAUAAUAUUAGUUUACGACAUAACUAACAAGUGGAGUUUCGAUGGUAUUGAUAGAUGGCUAAAGGAAGUAGAAGAGCAUGCCCCUGGUAUUCCAAAAGUUCUAGUAGGAAAUAGACUUCAUUUGGCAUUCAAAAGGCAGGUUGCAGCGAAACAAGCAGAACUUUAUGCAUCUCGAAACAAUAUGUCUUGCUUUGAAAUAUCUCCUCUUUGCGAUUUUAAUAUAAGAGAAUCAUUUUGUGAAUUGGCACGAAUGGCUUUACAUAGAAACGGAAUGGAGAGGAUAUGGAGGAAUAAUAAAGAAAGUGGACAGGUUUUGGUUACAAAGGGUGUGGCUAAGGAGCAAUAUUCAACAUUCUCCAUUACGAACAGUGUUGUCUUUACAAGAGUUAUGUUGCCGUACAAUUGUCAGACGUACCAGCGUAUAUGCAAUAGAUUCCUUACCUCUGCCUCCAUCUGUUAAAUCAACACUAAAAUCAUAUGCUCUGACUACUUCCCAGUGUUUUAAUACGUUAAGUAAUAAUUCGAAAAGUAAAAAUCGAUGUAAAACACCAACUAGUAGUGGACGAAACAGCUGUUGCAUUACGUGAUUGUUUCAUACGUUUAAAUUACAUGCAUUACAUCAAUAAUAUAUUUACAAAGUAUUUAUUUUAAUUACAUAUUUAUAGCAUUACACACUAACUUAGUAUCUAAAGUUGUUAAUUUCAUAUUUCUGUUUACAUGAAUUUUUAUUAUUUUUUUAUUGAUAAAUUAAAGAAAUACAAGCAAAA